AUGGAGCGUAUUCGUUGGAGUGAAAGAAUAAUUCCAUUUCGAAGUCUUGUCGACAAUCCAUCUAUACAUAAACCUGCACUUGUACAAAUUGGUAAUAAAGCUAUUGUUGUUGGAGAAAAAAUUAAUGGAGAAUUUAUUCUUGCAUCACCUUGUAAAGUAUCUGGUGAUCGUUUUGAUGUUAUGGAACAAGAAAUUGUUUUAUCAAGCAAACAUACUGGUGUAUGGAGAGUAAUAUCAAAAGCAACAUCAAAAAAGGAAGGUCAUAUUCAUCGAUUAACUACAAAAGACCUUGAAAGAAUUCAUAGACAAGAUGUUGCUAAUGAACGAACAACUCCACGUUCAUACAUAUGUAUACGAGAUAUUGAAGCAUUUGAAUUACAUGUUCGUAGUGAUGAUCCAACAGUUGCUAAUGGAAAUCGAAUAGAACGUCGUAUAAAACAAAUUGAAGAAGAUGUUGAAUUUGAAAUCGAUGAUACAGGUGAAGUUGAAUAUACACCAUCUGAAGGUGAACGAACAUCACAAGACUAUGUUAUGGUACCAAAACGAAAACAACCAACAAUUUUACAACUUCUUCUACCAGGUGUUAUUGAUGAAGAACAAUUAGUACGUAAUCGUGUUGUACGUGCACUUCAUUGUACAACGAAAGGUGGAACACGUAGACGUCAUUUUCUUCUUGAAGUUAGUGAACAACCAUGUGAAAUACGUCCGAUUGCAUCGGAAGGAUCAACUGAACUACGUUAUUUACAUUCAACACAAAAUUUAUAUGAUUAUAUGUUAACCUAUGGAAAUGAUACAAUACUUUAUGUUAAAUUACUUCGUGGUGAUCCACCAAUAAAAGCAAUAGAAUUUGAUGGUUAUAUGGUAUUAAAAAAUACAUUAAAUGGUGAUAAAAUUCCUAUAUGUCGUGUUGAAGAUCUUGAAGUAACACUUAUUAGUCCGGAUUUUCCACUUAAAGUUCGAAUGCCAACAAAAAGUGAACAUGUAUGGCGUUCAUUAUCUGAAGUUCGUGCAGCUGAAGUUCAAUGUAUGCAAUUAGCACUUGCUUUACUUGCUCGACAUGAAUCUGAAAUGUAUGUUUCAAUUGAAGCAGAAAAAAAUACACCAAAUCAUGUACAUCCAUCAUAUAAUCAAACAGAACGAUCACAUAGAUCAUCUCGUCCAUCAUCUGAUGCAAUGAAAAAACAUAUUGAAGAAUGCGAAAAAGUUUUUGGAACCAAUAAUCAAAAUCAAAAUCAAAUAAGAACAAAAUCAACAACUGAUAAUAAUAAUUUUGAUUCAUCUUUAUCAGCAGAUAGACAUGUAUCACUUACGAAAAAGAAUUCUCAUAGAAAUCAAUCGACUCAACAUCAUGGACCGAUCGAUGAACCACCAACUCGAACACAUUCACAUUCAUCUCAUCCGGCGUCGGAUAAACUCUAUCGAACAUUUGACAAACGAUCAAAUGAUAGUGAACGUACAGAACAAACUGAUUCAUAUAAUCAUUCUCACCGACCGACUAUUAGAAAACCUUCAUUUCCCCCUCCUUCAAGUCAUCAUCAUCAUAAAACGAAAACAUAA
Molecule: messenger RNA, 1557 nt
Organism: Adineta steineri
Lineage: Eukaryota; Metazoa; Rotifera; Eurotatoria; Adinetida; Adinetidae
Source: the annotation of a GenBank genome assembly